Macrobrachium nipponense is the source of this 1732-nucleotide messenger RNA. RefSeq lists its product as uncharacterized. The transcript is spliced from 2 exons. The coding region runs from base 162 to 1517 and encodes 451 amino acids. The record is from RefSeq and is a predicted model, not a curated record. NCBI's taxonomy places the organism in Eukaryota, Metazoa, Arthropoda, Malacostraca, Decapoda, Palaemonidae.
AGAGGCAAAUAUAUAUACGAACGUACAGCCUUUCCUCAUCGCAUUGAAACACCGACAUCCGUGGAAAUAAGGUGUAAAAGACGGCACGCACUUUAAUUUAUAUAAGUAGUGAUUUAAAAACUUAUAAUAAGUGUUUUAUUCAAGUUUCAAUAAACGAAGAGAUGGAAAAGUUCUUCCUCGUACUAAUGGCGGUGGCUUCGAUAUUUGCGACCACUUUGGCGCAAAGGAGCAAAAGUUGCGAUACCAAGAGAUUGCAGGACGAUCCUGGGAAAGUGGACGUUUAUUGCGACUGCAUGCAAAGGCUUACACAGAUGUCUCUCAAAAUCAACAGACUCACCAUCAACCAGACCGAAUGCUCAGAAACGGGGCUCGAACUCAUGUGGUCCGAGCUCGAGUCUAAAGUGGCCCCGGAGAAGCUGGUCUUGGUGGGAGCCCAAGUCUACAUCACCCCGAACGCCACCGUGGAAUCGUGGACUCCCAGCAUCAAAGUGCUCGAGUUCGUCGACUGCAACAUCACGGAGCUCCCGCCACACGCCUUCAGAGGCAUGAGCCUCCUCAGGGAGGUGCGACUGAUCGGGAGCAACGUGGAGGUCAUCAAGACCGAUGCUUUCAGCGACCUCACUGACCUGAAGGUCGUCGAAGUGGCCAACAGCACCAUCACCCUGAUCGAAGACCACGCCUUCAACAACCUCCCCGCCCUAGACGACCUGGCCUUCGGGUACUCCUCCAUCGGCAGCUUCGCGUCGGGCGCCAUCUCUCUCCAGCCAUCGCAGGCCGCAGCCAGAGAGAGGUGCAGGAGCGGCGGCCGGUCAACGGGAAUGAUCGACGACAUCAUGGGACGAGAACUCUCGUCGUCGUCCUUCGGCAACCUCUCUCUGCCCGAGUACGGCACUCGCCUCACUCUCUACAAGAACAACAUCAUCACCGUCAAUUCCAAGGCCAUCAGCACCGAGACACUCGGGUUCUUGAUCGUCGGAGGCAACCACAUUCUGGUGGUCGAGCGAGAGGCCUUCGACAUGGAGCUGCACAACGAGUGCGAGAUCAGCGCGGCCCUCUUCGUCGGCAACACCAUCGACACCCUCAGCAGCCUGGCCCUCAAGGGUCUGAGAGGAAGGGACGGAGCGGCCCACCAGGCGUUCCUCGCCAUCGCAAACAACACCUUCGUGAACGUCUUCGACCAGGCCUUCCAGCUCUCGGACAACCUAGUCGUCUUCGCCGUGGAGGAGAACCAGUUCGUUUGCAGCUGCGACAAAAUCAGAUGGGUCAUGAACAAGCCCAGUGGGGAGGUACAAUUACAGUUGGAGAAGGAGAUUGUCGAGAAGGCAGUCUGUUUCGAUGGAAGCAAACUCAUCGACUUCACAACGUCCUGCACGGACAAUGGAAAUCCCUCCUACACCACAGAUGCAAGUGCCCACAGCACAACAGAAGUGACCACAGAAGAGCCACUCAACAGUGCCUCUGCCAUUUCGUACACGGCGUCUCUGGCAGCUGUUGUAAUUGCCACCGUCUUCCUCUGAUCUGAUUUCUCCCAAGACCUCAAUAUUCUAUCACUGUUAUCAUCAUUGUCAUCAUCUUCCUCAUCUGUAGUCAUAUUCACGGACUGUUGUGAUAUUCAUACACAAAUAAUUAAGUUAAUAGACCACGUACAGUAUUGUUUAUUUAUGUAUCAGUUAAGUAUUUAUUCCUGAUUUGUAAUACGAAAAGACUAUAAUAAAUUGUUGUUUUUGUAAAA